Mauremys reevesii (Reeves's turtle) is the source of this 3306-nucleotide messenger RNA. It is a transcript of the gene EPHA4, whose product is annotated as EPH receptor A4. Gene Ontology annotation, biological process: cell surface receptor protein tyrosine kinase signaling pathway; protein phosphorylation; axon guidance. Gene Ontology annotation, cellular component: plasma membrane; neuron projection. Bases 59 to 3019 code for a protein of 986 amino acids. The transcript has 17 exons. Gene Ontology annotation, molecular function: protein binding; transmembrane-ephrin receptor activity; ATP binding. Lineage: Eukaryota; Metazoa; Chordata; Testudines; Geoemydidae. The record is from RefSeq and is a predicted model, not a curated record.
UGAAGCAUUUAUUCCACUGGGAUAGAGGCGGCUGGAGCGGCGCUGGCACCGGCGAGCCAUGGCUGGGAUUGUCUAUUUCACCCUCUUCUCGCUCCUCUGGGGGCUCUGCGGCGCUGUCACCGGCUCUCGGGUGUAUCCGGCCAAUGAAGUUACCCUAUUGGAUUCCAGAUCAGUUCAGGGGGAACUUGGGUGGAUAGCAAGUCCUUUGGAAGGAGGGUGGGAGGAAGUAAGCAUUAUGGAUGAGAAAAACACUCCGAUCCGCACCUAUCAAGUCUGCAAUGUGAUGGAGCCAAGUCAGAACAACUGGUUACGAACUGACUGGAUUCCCCGCGAGGGGGCUCAGAGAGUAUAUAUUGAAAUUAAAUUCACAUUGAGAGACUGCAACAGUCUGCCAGGUGUCAUGGGAACUUGCAAAGAAACUUUUAACCUUUACUACUAUGAAUCAAACAAUGAUAAGGAGCGUUAUAUCCGGGAGAGCCAGUUUGCCAAGAUCGACACCAUUGCUGCUGAUGAGAGCUUCACUCAGGUGGACAUCGGUGACAGGAUCAUGAAGCUGAACACAGAGAUACGUGAUGUGGGCCCGUUGAGCAAGAAGGGGUUUUAUCUGGCUUUUCAGGAUGUAGGUGCCUGCAUCGCCUUGGUGUCUGUUCGUGUUUUCUACAAGAAGUGCCCAUUGACGGUACGCAACCUGGCUCAGUUUCCAGACACCAUCACUGGGGCUGAUACGUCCUCUCUAGUGGAAGUUCGUGGCUCCUGUGUGAACAACUCAGAAGAGAAGGAUGUGCCAAAAAUGUACUGUGGGGCAGAUGGCGAAUGGCUGGUACCCAUUGGCAACUGUCUGUGCAAUGCUGGCUAUGAUGAGCACAAUGGAGAAUGCCAAGCUUGCAAAAUCGGAUACUACAAGGCUCUCUCCACAGAUGUUUCCUGUGCCAAAUGCCCAUCCCACAGCUACUCCAUCUGGGAAGGCUCUACCUCCUGCACUUGUGAUCGGGGCUUUUUCCGAGCUGAAAAUGAUGCUGCCUCCAUGCCCUGCACUCGCCCUCCGUCCGCUCCCCUGAACCUGAUUUCCAAUGUCAAUGAGACAUCCGUGAACUUGGAGUGGAGCGCCCCUCAGAACAGUGGCGGGCGUGACGACAUCUCCUACAACGUGGUGUGCAAGAGAUGUGGGGCUGGCGACCUCAACCGCUGUCGGUCAUGUGGCAGCGGCGUGCACUUCAGCCCCCAGCAGAACGGCUUGAAAACCACCAAGGUCUCUAUUACUGACCUUCUGGCCCACGCUAACUACACCUUUGAAAUCUGGGCAGUGAACGGGGUUUCCAAGCAAAACCCCAGCCAGGAGCAAGCUGUCUCAGUCACUGUGACGACCAACCAAGCAGCUCCGUCUCCAAUUGCUUUGAUCCAGGCUAAAGAAAUAACAAGGCACAGCGUUGCAUUGGCCUGGCUGGAACCUGACAGGCCUAAUGGAGUCAUCUUGGAAUAUGAAGUCAAAUAUUAUGAGAAGGACCAAAAUGAGCGCAGCUAUCGCAUUGUGAAGACAGCUGCCAGGAACACAGAUAUCAAAGGCCUGAACCCUUUGACUUCAUACGUGUUUCAUGUGCGAGCCAGGACAGCAGCGGGAUAUGGGGACUUCAGUGGGCCAUUUGAGUUCACAACUAACACAGUUCCUUCCCCCAUCAUUGGUGAUGGUACCAAUCCCACAGUGCUUCUUGUCUCAGUGGCUGGCAGUGUUGUUCUCGUGGUCAUUCUCAUUGCUGCUUUUGUCAUCAGCAGGAGACGCAGUAAAUACAGUAAGGCCAAGCAAGAGGCAGAUGAGGAGAAACAUUUGAAUCAAGGUGUGAGAACAUAUGUAGAUCCUUUUACAUAUGAGGAUCCAAACCAAGCUGUGCGGGAAUUUGCCAAAGAAAUCGAUGCCUCCUGUAUAAAGAUUGAAAAAGUCAUAGGUGUGGGUGAAUUUGGUGAAGUGUGCAGUGGACGUCUCAAAGUACCAGGAAAGAGAGAGAUCUGUGUUGCUAUCAAGACUCUGAAAGCUGGGUACACUGACAAACAGAGGAGGGACUUUUUAAGUGAAGCCAGCAUCAUGGGACAAUUUGACCAUCCCAACAUCAUCCAUUUGGAAGGCGUAGUUACCAAAUGUAAACCGGUAAUGAUCAUAACUGAGUACAUGGAGAAUGGUUCCUUGGAUGCCUUCCUCAGGAAAAAUGAUGGCAGAUUUACAGUAAUCCAGUUGGUGGGAAUGCUUCGUGGCAUUGGCUCUGGAAUGAAGUAUCUGUCUGAUAUGAGCUAUGUGCAUCGGGAUCUAGCUGCCCGAAAUAUAUUAGUCAACAGCAACUUGGUCUGCAAGGUGUCUGACUUUGGCAUGUCCCGUGUCCUGGAAGAUGAUCCUGAAGCAGCCUAUACUACUAGGGGUGGCAAAAUUCCUAUCAGGUGGACUGCACCAGAAGCAAUUGCCUAUCGUAAAUUUACAUCAGCUAGUGAUGUGUGGAGCUAUGGCAUUGUAAUGUGGGAAGUGAUGUCAUAUGGAGAGAGACCUUACUGGGAUAUGUCCAAUCAAGAUGUUAUUAAAGCCAUUGAGGAAGGGUAUCGCCUGCCACCCCCAAUGGACUGCCCCAUCGCUCUCCAUCAGCUGAUGCUGGACUGCUGGCAGAAGGAACGCAGCGACAGGCCUAAAUUCGGACAGAUUGUCAACAUGCUGGACAAACUCAUCCGCAACCCGAACAGCUUGAAGAGGACAGGCACCGAGAACUCCAGACCAAACACUGCCCUGUUGGAUCCAAGUUCUCCGGAAUUCUCAGCCGUCGUUUCUGUUGGAGAUUGGCUUCAGGCCAUUAAAAUGGAUCGAUAUAAGGAUAACUUCACAGCUGCUGGCUAUACAACCCUAGAGGCUGUGGUACAUAUGAACCAGGAUGAUCUGACGAGAAUUGGGAUUACCACCGUUGCGCACCAGAACAAGAUUUUGAGCAGCGUCCAGGCAAUGCGGACCCAAAUGCAACAGAUGCACGGCAGAAUGGUUCCCGUCUGAGCCAGUACUGAAUAAACUCAAACUCUUGAAAUUAGUUUACCUCAUCCAUGCACUUUAAUUGAAGAACUGCACUUUUUUUACUUCGUCUCCCUGCCCUUUGAAAUAAAGACCUGCAGCAUUGCUUGCUGUACAGAUUGCUGAAACCGUGGGGAGGGGGUCCUACCAAAAUGACACGCCGUCAUUUUAAACCAGACCUGGAACAAAUUGUUUCUUGGAAUAUAUUUCUGUUGAUCAACGAUAUGUAAAAUACAUGUAUCUAUAUAAAUAUAACAUCACAUUCAAGUUUU